Messenger RNA from Phyllostomus hastatus (greater spear-nosed bat), 6046 nucleotides. RefSeq names its product zinc finger protein 234-like. The record is from RefSeq and is a predicted model, not a curated record. Lineage: Eukaryota; Metazoa; Chordata; Mammalia; Chiroptera; Phyllostomidae. Gene Ontology annotation, biological process: regulation of DNA-templated transcription. The coding region runs from base 233 to 1777 and encodes 514 amino acids. The transcript is spliced from 5 exons.
GGGAAGUGUAUUAACCAGCGUAGCGCUUUCGCUCCAGCGUCCAGGUUACCGCGUGCAUUCCCGUGGCUGUGCCUUUACUUCCCUGAAAGGACUGCAUUUCUUGUGACAUUGUUACUAACAGCCUGAAAACUGUUGGUAUUCCAGAAAUUAUCUACACUACCAGGCACAGUUCUGCCUACCAGGAUUCUCCAUAUCUCAGGAAUCUGUACAUUUGCGGAAGUAAUAAGAAAAAAUGACCACAUUUAAGGAGGCUGUGACAUUCAAGGAUGUGGCCGUGAUCUUCACUGUGGAGGAGCUGGAGCUGCUGGACCCGUCCCAGAGGAUGCUAUACCGAGAUGUGAUGCUGGAGAACUUCCGGAACCUGAUCUCAGUGGGAGGCAAGAUCCAAUAUGAGAUGGAGACUGUUCCAGAAGCAGAACCACAUGAAGAGCUUUCCUGCUGGUAUAUUUGGCAAAAAAUUGCAAGUGACAUAAUCAGGAGGCAAGACUCCAUGAUAAGGAGUUCUCAGUUCCCCAGACAGUUUGAUUCAACCAGCCAACUUGGGGCAGGACUGCCUAUAAUUCACACAGGCCAGAAAACUUACCCAGAAAAUGAGUGUAAAAUAUUUUUUGGUGAUAUCUCCAACUUUAAUCUUCAUCGACGGUCAGGAGCAAAGUCUCAUACAUGUGGUGAGUGUGGAAAAAGCUUCUACCAUAGCUCGGCACUCCAUAUUCAUCAGAGAGUUCACUUGGGAGAGAAGUGCUACAAGUGUGGUAAGUGUGGUAAAGAAUUCAGUCAUAGCUCACGCCUGCAAACUCAUCAGAAAGUCCACACCAUAGAGAAACCAUUUAAAUGUGAGCAGUGUGGGAAAGGCUUCAGUCGUAGAGCAACACUUAUUGACCACUGCAAAUUACACUCAGGAGAGAAACCUUAUAAGUGUGAGGAAUGUGGGAGGGCCUUCAUUCAUGCUCAUCAUCUUCACAACCAUCAGAGAGUCCACACUGGAGAGAAACCAUUCAAAUGUGAUAUAUGUGGGAAGAACUUCCGUCGUAGGUCGGCACUUAAUAGUCAUUGUGUGGUCCACACGGGGGAGAAACCGUACAAAUGUGAGGAAUGUGGGAAGUGCUUUGGCUGGAAUUCACAUCUUCAUAUCCAUAAGAGCAUCCACAUGGGACAGAAACUAUACAAAUGUGAGGAGUGUGGAAAGAGCUUCUAUUCUAAAGCAGAUCUUUAUUACCAUCAGAGGAUCCACACAGGAGAGAAACCCUAUGAUUGUAAGGAAUGUGGGAAGAGCUACAGGUGGGCUUCACAUCUUUUGGCCCAUCAGCGAGUCCACAGUGGAGAAAAACCAUUCAAAUGUGAAGAGUGUGGGAAGAGAUUUGGUCGGAAAUCAUACCUGCAAGCUCAUCAAAAGGUCCACACCAGAGAAAAGCCGUACAAAUGUGAGACAUGCGGGAAAGGCUACAAGACAAGCUUGGAUCUUGUUGUGCACCAGAGCAUCCACACAGGAGAGAAACCGUAUACAUGUUGGGUGUGUGGAAAGCACCUAAGUAGGGCCUCACAUCUUAAACUUCAUCAGAGAGUCCAUACUGGAGAGAAACCAUAUAAGUGUGACGUGUGUGGUAAGCUGUUCAGUCAGUUUGCACAUGUACAAUCUCACCAGAGAGUUCAUACAAGGGAGAAACCUUACAAGUGUGAGAUAUGUGGUAAGCACUUCAGGUCAAGUUCAUAUUUUAAACUUCAUUACAGAAGCCAUAUUAAUGAGAAAUUUCAUACAUUCUCAGAGGGAAAAAAAUAAUUUGUUUAAUUAAAGUGAAUGUUUCAGCCAUAGCUCAACAUCCCGGUGCUUCUGAAACCACACAAGUGGUGCAGUAAGGGUAUGAGGACAGGGAGCUUGUUUGCUGCAGAACCUACAUAACCUGAACAUUGAUUAGCACAUGUACUCAGUAUGUGUUUGUGAAAUCAGAAGGAGAAAAUAUAUACUAUAUAAAGCUUACGUGGAAGAGGAAGCCUGCAAAAAUAAACAAUUCAAAGAAACGAGUCGAAAUGCAGAAGUACACUGGGUACUAGAUCCCACCGCAUUAUUUUGGUGGUAUCCUUGCAGUUGACUCUCGCCCUACCCUCUGGCUCUGUUCUGAGAUUGGGUUCUCUCUUUUUUUUGUGUGUGUGUCGGGGGGGGGCUGUUCUUAUUAUUUGGAUUUCUCUUUGGUGUCUCAUUGGUGUAUAUAUAGUAUAAAUUCAUGUAUCUCACUUUUGAUUUUUUGCACAGUGCAGUUUUAACGGUAAUAACUGUCUACUGCACAUACCACAAUAGAAAUUUUUCAGCAGUGUUAAGGGAAGUGUGCAAAGUAACCCAUUCAAAGUGUCAGAUUUAGUACUAGUGACAAAAGUUUUCUUAAUCUUGAAUUGAUUGAAUUUUAAAUUUCUGUAUUUCCAUAUAGGCUUUGAUAUGACUGCUUUUUAAUUGUAGCAUAUCUUUUGUCAAACAUCUUUGCUAGAGGCUUUGGCAAAUUUGAAGGACAUUUAAUUUCUCAACUUCCUAUAUUCUUCCCUUAUUCCCAUGAAGUAAAUACCAGAACUUGUUGGGACUUGGUAAUUUCCAAUGUAUUUAAUAGUGGUGGAGGAAUAACAUUUACAUGCUUUCCUUUUUUGGUAAAAAUAUAUCUUUCGAAAAUCAGAUAUAACAUUGUGUAAGGCAUGACUCUCUGAUUUGGAAAUCAUAGUAUAAGAAUGUAAGGUUAUGGAAAAGGGACUACCACAUCAAUAAUGCCAUACGAUUUUUAGAAAAGAAAUAACAACUGUUCAUCAAUAGGAAUUUAAAUUAUAUAUUUCCAUAAUAAUGAAUUAAAGCGAUGGCAAGGACAUGUAAUUACAGGAGAAGAACAUAAUAUGGGCUUUGUGAAAUCAGACUGUGGCCUUUGUAAAAUUAAAUCCAUAAAUUUGCAUGUGUGUGUAUGUAUAUAUGUGGAAAGGGACACUCUUAGUAAUCUCUGUCAGAUUAUUUGGUGGUAUUUACAUUUUAUAAUUUCAUUAAUUAUGUGUUUAAAUUUCUCAGUGAGCACCAAUUUGAUCAUACUGGUAAAUUGUGUACAAUGGAAUUUGAAAAGUGACUAAUAUGAAUCCUUUACAGGUAAGGAUUCCUAAUGAUUGUACUAUAUUAUCAUACGACAUAUAAAAUCAAAAUUAAGGAAUAGGAUUCAGUCAAUACUCAAAAACCUUUAUGGUUAUUUGAGUAGACAGAUAAAUUAAUGAGUGUGAUCAACUAUCUUUGCAGUUAAUGCGUGUGAUACAUCUUUAAGCAUAAGCCAAGGAGUGGGCAAAUACUGGAGAUAGAAAUAAAGUGGGGAUACACAUGUUAGGGCAGUUUAAAGAUUCUUGGGAGAAAAGGUGUGCAUGGAUAGGAAACAGCAUGAUAAUGGAGCCUCCAAAGAGAGAGCAGCUUUAGAUGCCAUUUCCUACUUCUUACACCAUCGUGAUAUUUUAAGUGUAUUAGGCUAAAAGGCUUUACUUAGCAAAGUAAUAGAGGUAAUUUUAUUUUUGUAAUUUUCUAGACUUUGCAUUCACAGAAUUUUAUGUACUUACUAAGAUCCAUGCUAUCAAUUUGCAUAGUGGUUUGGGAGUCCCUAAGGUUACCUUCAGGUUCUCUGGUUUCCUCUCAUGACUCAGUGUAGUUGGACUUAGGACCAUGUUACAGUGAAAGGAUAUGAAGCAAAAUCAGUGAAGGGAAAAGGCACAUUGAAGAUGUCUGGAGGAAAUCAGGUGUAAGCUUCCAAGAGUCCUCUCUCCAUGGUAUUACAUGGGACUCAAUUCCUCUAGCACUUAAUUUUGGCCACAUGUGAAAUGUCUACAACAGGGCCUCAUUGUAGGCCCUGUAAGUACUUGGAGACCAGUACUUAUUGGGGGCUGGUCAUGUAAGCAUCAUCUGGUCAGCAUGUACCAAAAUCCCAGGCUUCAAUAAGGAAAGCGGGUGUGAGGAAUAAACGACAGUGCACAGCUCUGAACAGUUACGGAAUGGUGGAAACUCAAAAUCCGUGUUUCCUGUCACCAGCCAAAGUCCAACUUGCAGGCCUUUCUAAGGAUCACAGUCAGGACUGCUUUACUAACUUUCCUGCACAUAUGGCAUCAAAUCUAGGGCCUGUAGUCUUUUCUCUUUUAAACUCAUCAAAUGCCAGAGUAAGUUUUCUCCAAGGUAAUUAUUUCUAACAAACCUCACCAGAUUAAACAAAAGUACUUCUAAAACUGAAGUUUGUAGGUAGGAUUCCUCAAGGUGGGCAUGAGAUAACACCUGGGACUAGCUGGUUUGUGUUCUUGUAGCCCAGAGUGCAUGAAGGCUAGUGCAUGAAUGUAUUAUAUUGAAUUCAAUGGUUAAUUCCCAGCUCUAGUUUCCUGAGCCUUUGUGGGACCAUUGAGUUCAAGCUCCCACUUUUCACUGUGGGUUUCACUUUCUUUUUUGGGGGCGGGGUGCACCUGGGGAUUUCCCUUUCUUUAACUUUGAACAUGACUACAUUUAAUAGGGGUUGUUAGAGAACAUCCUAUCUCUAAAAAAGAGAAGCUUCCCAAGUUAUUAAAGUCUAACCAUAUUGAUAGGUUAUUCAUUUAAAGAGUUGAGUCUAAUAUAUCCUGUUUCUUUGACAUUAAUUUUAAAGUAAUUCUCAAAACAUGUCUUCAUCUACAGAUGAUAUUUUGUUACAUGCAUAUCAAUACAAAUAUUUCUUGGAAGGUUUUAAAAAUUAAUUUCAUUGAAAAUAAAUUGUAUCAGUACAGGAAAGUCCAAAGGAGAGUGUGGAAAGUAGUAGGGAGACUUGCUAUUAAUAUUUUGGUGAGCAUGCUUCAGUAUAUGCAUUUAAGUAAUAGUCACAGAAUUUUACAAACUAGGAACAUGAUUCAUACUAUUUUCUAAUUAUAGUUAGUGUUUCACUCAUUGAAACAGUUGUUGAAGGUCACCUGCACAGUAUUUCCUUAACCAGUUUCUUACUGAUGAAGAUAAGUGGGAUAGUCAAUUUAAUGUGGCAACUUGCCUAGACUCCAGUUCUUUUGUAUUCGAUUAUGUGCAAACCUAGGUGUUGAGAAGGUUUUGUAGAGGUGAUUAAAGUCCAUAAUCCUUUGAGAAAGGGGUAAUAUAUAAUCUCAGUUGGCCUGAUUCAGUCAGUUGAAAGUCCUUAAGAGCAGAGCUGAAACUUCCCUGAAAGGUAAUACCAUUCCAUGUUUCCAUUUUGGCCCUUCUAAUGGUGUCUCCUAGGGAUUUUCACUUGCCAAGCCAGCCCCACAAUCUUGUAAGGCAGUUCCUUGCAAUAAAUCUCUGUAUUCUCUCCUGAUUAUUCUGUUCCUUUGAAGCCUUACCAAAAAAGAUUUUUGUUCCGAGGGUGGUUCUAGCGGAACAGAAAUUUAAGGGGGAGUUUCCUGAAUGUGUGUUCUGGAAUUGGUUCUCUAAUCAUUAUAUUUAAAGGCACUAAUGAUUUUGUUUCCCAUGGAAAAUAGAGCAUUGGUAGUCAUUAGCAUGACAAAAAUACGCAAAAUACCACAUUUGCUGCUAUUAGUGAAGUAAUCACUGAAGGCAAGGUACUGGAUGAUCAUGAGGUAUUUAGAACAUACUGGUCAAACUAAGGAGUAUAAUGGGAUUUUCUGAUUGCUUCUAACUGUGCUGGAGAAAGUGGGAAUGAGAAAGAUGCGCUCGUGAUCUCAAAUUCCAGCUCAACCUGAAAGCUUCAAGUCAUUAUGCAUUGGCUUCUUGACCUUUCCUGUUGAUCUUGGAGUAUCACUAGUAAGUAAGUAGAUGGCAAGUCUACUAAAUCAUUUUUUUGAUUUUUUAGGUGACAGAGUUCUAGGACAAAUGAACAAAUGUCUAAUUUGAAUCACCAAAAACAGAGUCCCAGACCCUAAAUCAAUUAUAAAAUGUGGCCAGUUUACAAACCCAGAAUCCCUUGGAUGAAGGGGAGACAAAGUCCUCUUGACAGUGGAACCUGCCAUCAUGCAAAUAUGUGUGCUAUUAAUCUUUUCCCCCAAGGGUCAUAUGGCUAUGUACCAAUGUGGUUGUGUACUGAAAUGGAGAAAUAAACUUUUUUGCAGU